This is a messenger RNA of Aspergillus ruber CBS 135680, 1729 nucleotides long. RefSeq names its product F-box protein. Gene Ontology annotation, molecular function: protein binding. NCBI's taxonomy places the organism in Eukaryota, Fungi, Ascomycota, Eurotiomycetes, Eurotiales, Aspergillaceae. The coding region runs from base 121 to 1653 and encodes 510 amino acids. The transcript has a single exon. The record is from RefSeq and is a predicted model, not a curated record.
CCUACAUAAAUCUUCAAUCAACUCCUACGAUCAGUGACACCCUCGAUCAUUCUACCAUAGGCUGCAGCAUGACACAAGCGCUACCCCAUCUCUGAACCUACCUCUGUCCUAGAUCCUAUCAUGGUUUCCACCCCAAUGGAUCACACUAUAUCCACCUUACCCCGGGAGAUAUUCUGGAUGAUCCUGGACUGUUUAGAACCUCGAGAUGUGAUCCGGUGUCGCAGUAUCUCUCGCUUCUGGAACGAAGCCUUCAGAGACCCUGCUAACCUGGUUCCGUUGAUACGGAAAUGGUUUCCGUUGGCGAAGGAAGUUCGGGAGCUAGUACAUAACCAGACUCUGGAUACUGAGUGUACGAACGUCUAUGAUGAUAGUGAUUACUGGUGCCAGAUGUUCGACUGUAUCGCUUGCAGAUACGACCAUCUCGCUCGGGGCAAACCCAAAUCCACCCAGAAGUUCAAACUGAGCGAUCACUUCGGCGCCUCUGGCGAGAGAAAGUGGUUCCCGGUGCAGCCGUGGGAAAACCAUGCUAGUCACUUGAUGCAAAAAGUCGAUGAUCUCUUUUUUGAGUCCUCGUGGACCUAUGAGGAUGGCCUUCUGGUGUUUUUAAGCGCAGACCAUUGCUGUCUGGUGCUUGUGGAUUUGGAGACGGAUAGGAGCUUCAUGGUCCCGUUUAUUAUCGGAGGGAAGGUGAUACGAAGAGCUCGUCUACAGAAACGGGUUCUUGUAGUUGAGUGGGCAGAACCGAAAGCAUUCCACUGGUUGAAUGAUUCGGACGGGGUACAUCGCCAUUUUGCCUCGUCGUUUGACGUGGAGGAAGACUCGACCGGUGGAUGGAGAGUGAUACCUCGAAACGAAUGGAAGAUCAUGUUCCUCGGUCACCCACUUAGCGAAAGAGAUCGAUUCUUUUCGUCCCACAGCAAAACCCAUUACGUGAUAUACAUAUGGCAGCCGAAUCGCAGCUUAUACACCGCAGACGACGACGCACCCAUCGAAUCACUCAUGGUAUGGAAUAUCUCUCAGCCAUCUUCAUACCGACCAUCUCUAGACCCGACAGGCUGCCUACGAGUCCCCAGUCAAGACACAGGCCCGGAACAAGUCACACGCCUAGGCUUCAGAGAACUAGGCUUCUUCUCCGUACGACAGCGCGGCCUCCCAGCUAUCCAACGACUAGAAGUCACAGAUGAUGCACUAGCAAUCGAAAUAACUGAGACCAUUUGCACAGGGCCAAUGGACAGACUCGUUGGCCCGGCAGAAUGGACCUCGGAAGUGCAAAUCACUAGUAUCCCCUUAACCGGCGAAGGACCCUGUCUAAGACAAACAAUAACAGACGUCAAGUUCCCUCCCUAUCGGGGAAGUAACGGCUUACAAAUGAAGCCACUUGAGUUUGCCGCUUGUGAUGGGCCUUGGUAUACAAUUGUUUCGGAGGCGAUUGAUGAACAAGCUCAAGUGGGGUUCUGCCUUCAUUUGAGUCCGUUUGCGUGGCCUUUUGUUUUGAGUGAGUUUUUAAGCGUGAGGACUCCGUCUUCAAGCGUUACUGUGAAGCCUGAAGAUAUAUAUGAGAUUACGGGUAGGGGCAGUGUUUGUGGGAAUGAGAGGUAUCUGAUCGGGGAGAAUAGGAAUCGUGAGCUUGUUGUGUUUAGAUUUGAUAAAUAGAACAUACCCUAGUAUUUAGACUUGAUGAAGAAAUUGAAAUUUUAGGUAACUGAAUACUGACCUAUUGUGGACUAUC